Messenger RNA from Symbiodinium sp. CCMP2456, 432 nucleotides. Lineage: Eukaryota; Dinophyceae; Suessiales; Symbiodiniaceae. The record is from the annotation of a GenBank genome assembly.
AUGGCUCUCUCUCCGCGCGAGCGCAUUGUGCACGCCACAUUCCAACUUGGCGCUUGUUGUCUGGGCGUCGGCCUCGUAGGGCUCGGGGCUGGCUGCUUGGCGGACCCUGUGUCAUCCUCCAAGAUGUACGGCAUGCCCUUGGAGGCAUCCAGCCCUGCGUUGAGCUGGGUGAAGGUGGCCGGCGUGCGUGACCUUUGUCUCGGUGUGGGCACUCUGGCCCUCUUCUUCUUUCAGCCCAGCGCUCUCCGCGUCUUCGCCCCGGCGACACUUGUCGUCGCAGCCUCUGAUGCAGCAUUGACCAUUGGCGGUCCCUUCCCAGCCCCCUUCAACCAUCUCAUUGGUGUAGUGGGCAUUGGCAUCCUCUCCAUGGCCGCAUGGUUCGACCCCAUGCUCACGACAGAGGGUGAGGGCUACAAGCGGAUCUCCGGCUAA